Messenger RNA from Ruditapes philippinarum (Manila clam), 1442 nucleotides. RefSeq lists its product as uncharacterized. The coding region runs from base 148 to 681 and encodes 177 amino acids. NCBI's taxonomy places the organism in Eukaryota, Metazoa, Mollusca, Bivalvia, Venerida, Veneridae. The transcript is spliced from 5 exons. The record is from RefSeq and is a predicted model, not a curated record.
UUUGAUAAAGUAUGUAAACAAGUUGGCUAGUUAACAACGGCUUGAUAAAGAUGCAACUUAGAGAGCACAUUCACAAAGCGAAAGCAUUUUUAAAUGCUUAGUGAAUUUGCAUCAAAGUCGAGGAUCCCAACGUAAAUAAAGUUCAUAAUGUCUACAAAUGAUAUCGAUUGUGUACAACAGAAGGAUGUUCAGAUAGUAACGGAACAUAAAAGAAAAUCUUGGUGCGAAAUGGCUUUGGGGUGGGUGCAAUGUUUUUCAUCUCCAAAGUUCUUUGUUUUUAUACCUUAUGAAACACCUAUUGUUCAAGCUAUCAAGGAUGAGUUCCGGAACCACUUUAAUUGUGAGUUCGUCAAGGAGGAGGAUCUCUCUGUUAUCAAGCGACCCCUGAUCGCUAUUUGCCUUGUAUCUUCAAGACUUGAAUCGGAUCUGGAAUAUGUCCUGAAAAAACUUCAAAGUCAACAUGAGUUUGCAGUUGUUGUAAUGAAUUUAUUAACAGAGGAUGCACUGCCGCGGUCGUCAGUCAAAUCAAGAGUUGAUCUAGACUUUGCUGAUAAAUAUGAACACAUUACAUUUAUUGAUGCAGCUUUUACAAACCAAGAUCUUAUGUAUUUUUGCAAAAUGAACACCCAGGCAAAGCAAGAAAUAUCUUCUUAUAUAACAAAUCAAAGUCGUAAAAUAUAAUUUCAUAUUUAUUCAUUAUUAUAUUAAAUCAGAUUUGAUUUGUCCUGAUGUUAGAUCUAAAAACAUCAUAUUAUAAUGUUCAAAUUUUUCAGACAGACAUGUACAUUUUAUCAAGAAGCAACAUAAAAUGAGAAUUUCACAGAAAAACCCAUAAUUUGCUGAUAGCCGUAAACUAUCUUUGUUGCUCGUCAUAUGCACAAUUUUUUUAAAAGCAGUGUUCUUAAAACGCGCGUUUCGAAAAUACUUAAAAAAAUGAUGUAUAAGCCUUAAUUGUGAAAUGAAUUUUGUCACACAAAGGUGCAGAAGUUCGGCAUUUUAUACUAAAAUUCAUAAAAAUGAGGCAACUCUUCCAAGGAGAUAUUUUUUAAAUAUUAUCAUCUCAUACAUUCUUAAAUACUAGUAUUAUAUACAUUAGCAUACCACAAGCAAAAUCUUUACGCCAAAUUGAAAAAAGAGACGAAUAAAAGGUGCGAAGGUGUUUAAGAAUUGUUUGGUUAAGUCAUCGUGCACCUUUAUUUGAUAUACAUAUUUAUUCUAUGAUUUUGAGUGGAUAACUGAUAUAUCCGUGAAAAUUAUCAAAACAUUAUGUCAUAUUUUUCUAUGAAGACACUACUUUUUAAAAAGUAUUCCCACGUGGAACCUCAAUUGUAUUUUUGCUUUCCAUUCCGACAUUGUCUGGGCUGUUUAAAACAAAUAAAAGCUGAAAUUAAUAAAGAAUUAAAUUUCAAACGUACAUGUAAUAAAAAAAUAUAUUCAGUUCA